CUGGACAUUUCAUAUAAAUAUUCACAACUGGCUUCUAAAAACUUGGCAUAAUGUUUCCCAGGUACACCAGUGUUGGAGCAUGUGUCUGCUUCGUUCUUUUUUUGGUGGCUGAGUAAUGUUCAGUUGUAUGGACAUACAUUUGUUUAUCUGUUGGUUCACUAGCUGAUGGAUGUUUGGGUUGUUUUCACCUUUUGGCACUGCCCCUAGUCUUACGGUAGGUGCUGUCCGGUGGCCCACGCAGCUGGCCCAGCCUGCAGAUGUACGGUGUGCUGUGACCUACAUGGUGGUGCUUUAAAACCAUGUUGAGCCAACAUCUAAAAAGGAGACUGCAAACAAAUCCAUAGUUUUAGCUUCAUUGGGGAAGGAAGUGAGCAGAUGGAGUCACCUAAUUUCCUCUCCUAAACCCCGAGAGGCCCACGGCCUUUGGAGGGGCUUGGUUUUCCAGGAACAGGUCACAGGUGGGGAGCCACAGUUGAUGAUGGGUCUGGGCCUGGUCAGAUGUGGACCAAGGCAGCCCCUUUGUGAAGGGGCAGCUGGCCUGGAAGCAGAGCAGUGUGUAGCCACUAUGGCUGCUGCCCGUGCACACGGUACUCUGCCUCCUCCGUGCCCCCAGGCCCAGGUUGGAGUCCGUACCUUCCCGGCAGCGCCAGCGGGAUGAGCAGUCUGGCCUCAGUCCUGCUCCCCCUGCCUCACACUGGUGGGCUUCAGGGAUAGCCCCCAAGGUGCUCCUGGAGCGCCGGCCUCAGCCCUUCACAGCAGUUGUGUGCAGGGGAGAAGCCUGGGUGCUCAUGUGCUGUCUUUUAAACAAUCUAGAUGAGGACGGGGACUUGGUUGCCUUUUCCAGUGACGAGGAGCUGACGAUGGCCAUGGCAUACGUGAAGGAUGACCUCUUCCGUAUUUACAUUAAAGAGAGGAAGGAGUGCCGGCGGGACCACCGCCCCCCAUGUGCUCAGGAGGCACCUCACAACAUGGUGCACCCCAAUGUGAUCUGCGAUGGCUGCAACGGUCCAGUGGUGGGCACCCGGUACAAGUGCAGUGUCUGCCCUGACUACGACCUGUGUGCCGGCUGCGAGGGGAAGGGCAUGCACAGGGAGCACAGCAAGCUCGCCCUCCCCAGCCCCUUUGAGGGCUUCCCUCACAGCCGCUGGCUCCGGAAGCUGAAACACGGGCACUUUGGGUGGCCUGCCUGGGAGAUGGGCCUACCUGGGAACUGGAGCCCACGUCCUCCUCGGGCGGGGGACACCCAGGCCAGCCCCACAGCAAACUCCGCUUCUGGUCCAUCGGAGGAUCCCAGUGUGAAUUUCCUCAAGAACGUAGGGGAGAGUGUGGCAGCCGCCCUCAGCCCCCUGGGCAUCGAGGUGGAUAUCGACGUGGAACAUGGAGGGAAAAGAAGCCGCCUGACCCCCGUCUCCCCAGGCAGCUCCAGCGCGGAGGAGAGGUGCAGCUCACAGCCGGGAAGCUGCUCUUCUGACUCCAGCAAACCGGACGGGGCCAUGGAAGGAGCUGCACAGGCUCUGGCGAAGCAAAUGAACAAGAUCACGCUGCAGUCGGGUGUGCAGCCCGAGAUGGAGUCUGACAACUGCUCGGGAGGAGACGAUGACUGGACUCAUUUAUCUUCAAAGGAAGUGGACCCGUCGACAGGCGAACUCCAGUCUCUACAGAUGCCCGAGUCCGAAGGGCCAAGCUCUCUGGACCCUUCCCAGGAGGGACCCACGGGGCUGAAGGAAGCUGCGGUGUACCCACACCUGCCGCCAGAAGCUGACCCCCGGCUCAUUGAGUCCCUCUCCCAGAUGCUGUCCAUGGGGUUCUCUGAUGAAGGCGGCUGGCUCACCAGGCUCCUACAGACCAAGAAUUACGACAUUGGGGCUGCCCUGGACACCAUCCAGUACUCAAAGCAUCCACCGCCCUUGUGACAGCUGUGCUCACCUGCUAUCUGACCCCCUUCUUGUCUCACAGUUGUGUUGAGCUUGUUAGAACCCCACGCCUCUAAGGGCCAGUUACUCUGCAUUUUUCUUUCAGAACCGGGUGGGAUGCAUGAAGCCGUUUAGGGCAGCAGGACAAGGACAGGAGGGCGUUCCCAGCGUUGUGACAAUGACUAAGGGGGCUUCCCGGCUUCCCUCGGUGCCGCUUCGUGCAGCCAGGGUGGCCCCUCAUCUCCCUGCCCUCUGCCCGCCAGGGUAUCGCCAACAGCCCAGAAUCCAUCUUGCCUCAUGGUCGUCUGCUUUUUCUUUGUUUAAAUGACUAAUAGUAACUGAUGUGCAGCUGAUUUUCUGCUAGAACCUGAUAUACUCAGAGUUCAGCUGCAACAGCCAGCAUCGCGUCAGAAGGAAGGGGUUGUCCCGCAGCCAGAAUGGGAGGGCAGGCAGUCGGCAGGCCUCUCGCGGGCACAGGAGGGGCUGCAGGCACCCCCGGUGGUCACUGAGCACUGCCCGUUUCACAGCCAUUCUAGUUCUCUCAUUUCCAAAUGUGUCGCCUGCUUUUAAAGUAAGAGGAUCCUUUGUAGCCAUUCUGUUAGCAUAUCUGUAAACCAACUGCAAUUAAAUGGUGUAAGCACUUUUAACCCAAGAUGUUGCAA
This is a messenger RNA of Myotis brandtii (Brandt's bat), 2575 nucleotides long. RefSeq names its product sequestosome 1 (gene SQSTM1). Gene Ontology annotation, cellular component: amphisome; aggresome. NCBI's taxonomy places the organism in Eukaryota, Metazoa, Chordata, Mammalia, Chiroptera, Vespertilionidae. Gene Ontology annotation, molecular function: zinc ion binding; protein kinase C binding; K63-linked polyubiquitin modification-dependent protein binding. Gene Ontology annotation, biological process: endosome organization; aggrephagy; mitophagy. The record is from RefSeq and is a predicted model, not a curated record. The transcript has 7 exons. The coding region runs from base 789 to 1913 and encodes 374 amino acids.